Messenger RNA from Phytophthora nicotianae INRA-310, 117 nucleotides. RefSeq lists its product as hypothetical. The coding region runs from base 1 to 117 and encodes 38 amino acids. Lineage: Eukaryota; Oomycota; Peronosporomycetes; Peronosporales; Peronosporaceae. The transcript has a single exon. The record is from RefSeq and is a predicted model, not a curated record.
AUGGCUCGGGAACUUCGUAGCCACAACAGUGCUGACGAUGAUAGCGGAAACGUUGGUGACUGCGAGACUUCGAGCACAUCAUGCAAAACCCUGGAAGACAUCGUCAUUGAGGAUUAA